UUAAACUAGUUUGCAUGUAAAUAUAUACAAAGCUUUCAUGUAGGCCUAUGGAUAUCAUUUUCAUCUAUCAUCUAUGGUCUGAUUUUACUUUAGAAUUUUUUUAACUAUUUACAAUACCUAACAGCAAUUGUUAAUUGGUGCUGUGCGUGAUACCUUCGUUACCGACUUCACAUCUGUGAAUGUGUGAAUUAAGUGUGUGUCUGUCAUUUUCUGUGUGGUCGCUGCUGCAGCCGAUCUGCUAAUUUAUUACAACAGAUAUAGUAGUUAUAGCGACUUACAACAACAUUUAUUUUUAUAUCUACGACAAAAAAAAGAAAAGGGAAGAAAGAAAUCAUCCAUACUCAUCGCGUUAUCGUUUCUGCUCUGCUUUUUUUGCGAUCUGAUCGCUAUUGUGUGUUGUGUGUUGUUAUUGUUUGACUUUGAUUACAAGCGUUACACACUCAUAACCCUAUCAAAAUAGACCAAAGAGGAAAAUUAUUCAAAUGAUAAGCAACUAGAACCAACCGUGCAGUGACCAAGUUGGAGAUUAAUUGUUCGAGAAGUUGAAGAGUGAAGUUACAUAGGAGAUUUUAGUGUAGCUUUCUACGCUGGAGCAUAAAGUAAAUACAGAUGACAUUAUGUCGUCGCUGGCGUUCUUCGCUGAGCCGCUGCUCUUUGGCUUUGCCCUCAUGAACACCGGCGCACUUUUGUUCCUGCUCGUCUAUUAUGUGAUAACACUCUCGGAUCUAGAAUGUGAUUACUUAAAUGCACAGCAGUGCUGCUCCAGACUGAAUGCGUGGGUCAUUACAAAAAUGAUAGCCCAUGCUUUUCUCAUGAUCUUGCUGCUAUUUAAUAGCCAGUGGAUAAUGACUAUUCUGAACCUACCAAUGUUAUUAUGGCUACUUUAUGAAAUUUUUACCGUACCUAAAGGUAAUAUGGGAGUAUAUGACCCCACAGAAAUUCAUAACAGGGGACAACUGAAGAGGCAUAUGAGAGACUGUAUGAUCUACCUUGGAUACUAUUUAGUUUUCUUUUUUAUUUACCUAUACUGUUUGAUUGUGGCACUAUUGAAAGGAGAUCCAAUAAAUAGACACGAUGACGAUAUAGUGGAAUUCUAAAGCCCAAUGGACAACAAAUUUUACUCUUUUGGCAGUAAUUUUGUACAUCAAUUUUGUAUUUUAGUGAUGUGGUGACUUUAAGUUAUAAGUAGUUUGUUAAGAUGCCAGUGCAUUGUUUUUCGACUGAAAGUUAGAGGGCAGUAUGUACUAUUACUGCAACUUGACAUUAGUUUUGUAUAAAAAAAAAGGCUGUAUUAUAAAACUCUCAUGUAUUUCUAGUCCUAUCAUCAUAAUUGACAUGAUUACGACGUUUACGCAAUGAAAAAAAUUUUUUUUUACAAUGUAACGGAAUUCUUCAUCGAAAUAAUUUUUGUAUGAAAAUAUAUUUCUA
Copidosoma floridanum is the source of this 1428-nucleotide messenger RNA. It is a transcript of the gene cnir, whose product is annotated as cornichon-like protein. Gene Ontology annotation, biological process: vesicle-mediated transport. NCBI's taxonomy places the organism in Eukaryota, Metazoa, Arthropoda, Insecta, Hymenoptera, Encyrtidae. The record is from RefSeq and is a predicted model, not a curated record.